CACGCUCUGUGAGUUAUUGACGUGUCGUCCAUUGUUGUGCUGGGAGUCCCACUGGUCAGAGUGUGGGAACCACAGCCCUGCCUGAGCCACAUGGCUUUGUUAUGCUAAUCUCCCAGUAUAAAAUGAGGAGCAGCCCCUCCAGGGACAUCAGAGCUAACACCGCGGUCCAUAAGAAGAAGCUGCACAGACAUGGCUCCCUGCUCCACCAACUACUCCUCCAUUCACCACAUCUCUGACAGCAUCAAGUUGAGAAAACCUGCCGUGGAGAAAAUGCGCAGAGAUCGCAUCAACACCUGCAUCGAGCAGCUCAAGGUCAUUCUGGAGAAGGAGUUCCACAAGCAGGAGCCCAACUCCAAGCUGGAGAAGGCCGACAUCCUGGAGAUGACCGUGAGCUUCCUGAGGCAGCAGCUGCAGCCGAGCCUCUGUCAGAGCGACUACAACCAGGGCUACUCUCACUGCUGGAGGGACUCGGUGCACUUCCUGUCCGCUGGAUCCAACACAGAGGCCUCUGUGGCUCCUCUGCAGGGCCUCCAGCAGCUCCAUCGUCAGGCCCAGAGAGCCAGCAGCUCCUCCCCAGUGAGCUCCACCCUGAGGCCCACCUCGCUGCAGGACAGCAGCAGCAGAGGCCCCGUGUGGAGGCCUUGGUAGAGACUCGGACACUCUUUGACACCUGAGGGGACUCUCUCCCUCACUAUGUAGGAAAUAUCUUUCCAGCCCGACUCAUUUCACGAUGGGUUUCCUUAUUGUCUCAUCACAUUGAUGGACAAGUAGUAAAAGCGAAAGGCUCUCACUUAUUUGAAGGUUGUCCUGCUUUGACUUUGAUUCACAUUUGAUGUUUGCUUUUCCUUUGUGUUUAAAGCUGGAGGGGAGUGAUGAUGGAUUGUGUUUACUCCAGUGGAGUUUAUCUUUGGACUGCUUUAAUGUGACAGUAUCUGCCGUACUGUUUUACACUGACAGCUGCUGUUGAGAAUAUUUCUCUUUUCUGUUUUGAUCUAUGCCAAAUUGUAUGUAUGAG
Molecule: messenger RNA, 1015 nt
Organism: Sebastes umbrosus (honeycomb rockfish)
Lineage: Eukaryota; Metazoa; Chordata; Actinopteri; Perciformes; Sebastidae
Gene: her12
Product: hairy-related 12
Exons: 2
Coding region: 190-648 (152 amino acids)
Biological process (GO): regulation of neurogenesis; anterior/posterior pattern specification; regulation of transcription by RNA polymerase II
Cellular component (GO): nucleus
Molecular function (GO): DNA-binding transcription factor activity, RNA polymerase II-specific; protein dimerization activity; RNA polymerase II cis-regulatory region sequence-specific DNA binding
Source: RefSeq, a predicted model, not a curated record